CUUGGUAGGCAUACCAGCUACAUGGAAGCAGGAAACCACACAGAAGUCUCAGAAUUCCUCCUCCUGGGUCUCUCAGAGGAUCCUGAACUGCAGUCCCUGCUCUUUGGAGUGUCCCUGUCCAUGUACUUGGUCACUGUGCUUGGGAACCUGCUCAUCAUCCUGGCCGUCAGCUCUGACUCCCGCCUCCACACCCCUAUGUACUUCUUCCUCUCCAACCUGUCCUUUGUAGACAUCUGCUUCAUUUCUACCACCAUCCCGAAGAUGCUAGUGAACAUUCAGGCACAGAGCACAGACAUUUCCUACAUAGGAUGCCUCGCUCAGGUGUGUUUUUCUACAAUUUUUGCUGGAAUGGAUAAUUGCCUUCUGAGUGUGAUGGCAUAUGACCGGUUUGUGGCCAUCUGCCAUCCCCUGCAUUACAUGGUCAUCAUGAACCCACGCCUUUGUGGCCUCCUGGUCCUGAUGUCUUGGUUCAUCAUUUUAUCUGUCUCCUUGAUUGAUAUCCUACUGAUGAUGCAGCUAACCUUCUGCAUAGGCACUGAAAUUCCAAAUUUCUUCUGUGAACUGGUUCAGGUUCUCAGGGUGGCCUGUUCUGACACCCUCAUCAAUAACAUCUUCUUGUAUGUGGCCACUGCCCUGCUGGGUGUGUUUCCUCUCACUGGGAUCAUCUUUUCUUACUCUCAGAUUGUCUUCUCUUUAAUGAGAAUGUCCUCUGCAGGAGGAAAAUAUAAAGCAUUUUCCACCUGUGGGUCUCACCUCUCUGCAGUUACCUUGUUCUAUGGGACAGGCCUGGGGGUCUACUUAAGUUCUGCUGUGACCCAUUCUUCCCAGAGAAGCUCAAUUGCCUCAGUGAUGUACACCGUGGUCACCCCCAUGCUGAACCCCUUCAUCUACAGUUUGAGGAACAAGGAUGUAAAGGGAGCCCUGGGAAGGCUCCUUGGCUCAGUAGCCUCUAGUCCAUGA
This is a messenger RNA of Equus quagga, 960 nucleotides long. RefSeq names its product olfactory receptor 7D4-like. Lineage: Eukaryota; Metazoa; Chordata; Mammalia; Perissodactyla; Equidae. The transcript has a single exon. Gene Ontology annotation, molecular function: olfactory receptor activity; G protein-coupled receptor activity. Gene Ontology annotation, cellular component: membrane. The record is from RefSeq and is a predicted model, not a curated record. Bases 22 to 960 code for a protein of 312 amino acids. Gene Ontology annotation, biological process: G protein-coupled receptor signaling pathway.